UUCUGUGUGCGCGUGUCUGUGUUCGGCUACAAUUAAAAAAAAUAUAUUUUCAUAUAUGUAAAAUAGAUUGAUGUGAUUUCUUAAAACAUUUUCUCAACAAAAUAAAUAGAUCACGAGCUUUUCCCUGUACUCGUUGAAUGCAUCCUUUCGGAUACACAUCGUCUACGUGAGCAUUCAUCAACGUCGAGCAAACAUUUAAAAGUGAAUUAUUUUUUAAUACGUAUUAAUUAAUAAACGUCCCGAAUAAAAUAAAUACAUAGACAUAGUGGAACCUUUGAUAUCAGUGAUAGAUUCCUUCUGGAUACAAAUCGUCUACGUGAGCAUUUAUCAACAUAAACAUUUAAAAGUCAAUCAUUUUUUAAUACGUAUUCAUUAAUAAACAUCCCGAAUAAAAUAAAUUAAUAGACAUAGUUGAACCAUUGGCAUCAGCGAUAGAUUCCCUCCGGAUGCAAAUAGUCUACGUGGGCAUUUAUCAUUGCAGAGGAAAUAUUUAAAAGUGAAUCAUUUUUUAAUACGUAUUCAUUAAUAAACGUCCCUAAUAAAAUAAAUACAUAGACAUACUGGAACCAUUGACAUCACUGAUAGAUUCCUUCUGGAUACAAAUAGUCUACGUGAGCAUUUACUAACGUAGAACAAACAUUUAAAGUGAAUCAUUUAAAAAUACGUAUUAAUUAAUAAACGUCCCGAAUAAAAUAAAUACAUAGACAUAGUGGAACCAUUGACAUCAGUCAUAGAUUCCCUCCGGAUGCAAAUAGUUGAUGCGCACACGCCCUCCACAUUUACCGGCAGACCAUCGAAGUUAUCAAACCUUUCCACUACAUUUCCCACUACAUUUACAAGCUUUUAUUCUAAAUUCAAACUUUUCCAGAGUGUUCUACUUAUUUUUCUGCUUGGACCACGAUUGUACAAAUGUAAAUGAUUUCAAGAUAAGACAAGGACGACCUUUACCCACAUAAUCCCGGAACAGACAGCGUCAGAAUGGUAAAUGCGAAAUAAUGGCAACAUUGCCCGUCUAUUUAUUCAAUUUUCAAUGUGCAACUUGUGUUUUUGAUAAAAUGUUCACUUUCAAUGUCGGUGACACCAAUGUAAGCAUUUAUAUGAUCUUAAUUUGAAAGUAUUUAUUUAUUUUUCCAUCUCCCACUCAACUUGUCCGUUUUGCCUUCCAGCAGUAAACUGUCUACGUCACUAGCACGAUGACCAACAUCCUUCAUUUUCCUCGGAUGCGGCUGCAGCACCUGCAGCACCAUCAGCACCUUCUCCACCUCGUGCUGAGUCGAAGCGUGACGCAGGGCGAGUACAGACGACCCGGCAAGCCCAGAGAAGAUAAACCCCCUUGGCAGAAGAUCAACUUCAGCUUCUCCAAAGGCUUGGAGGGCAUCCGGAAACACGCGACGCUGCUCAAAAAGGAGUUCUUCGAGCGCUGGGUCGGCCCCCGGGGGAAGCCCCUGAUGGAGCACAUGCAAGAGCAGAACGAAGUUCUGUGGGAGUUCCGGGGGGCCGAGAGCCUGGAGCGGUGGACCGUGUCGUCGGAUCGCGAGAUAGGAGGCCAGAGCGAGGUCUACUUGAAGCUCGGGAGGAACAACACCACGUGUUUUCUCUACGGGACGCUGAGGUCGACCCCCCCUCGGGACGGCGAGACGCGGUACAGCGGUUACUGCAGCAUGCGCUCCAAGCAGCCGCUGGGGUCGUUCAACCGCAAGCAGCACUACGACUGGUCCAGCUUCAACACGCUCCACCUGCGCGUGCGAGGCGACGGCCGGCCGUGGAUGAUCAACAUCGCCGCCGAGACGUACUUCUCGCACCAAAAAGACGACAUUUACAACUACUUCCUGUACACCAGAGGGGGGCCCUACUGGCAGGAGGUCAAGAUUCCCUUUUCCAAAUUUUUUCUCACGCAUCGAGGAAGGAUUCAGGAUGAUCAGCAUCCUCUCUGGCUAGACAAGAUUAACACAAUCGGAUUCACGCUGGGCGACAACGCGGACGGCCCCUUCCAGCUGGAGAUCGACUACAUCGGCGCCUGCAAAGACUACGCUCACACGGAGGAGUUCGCCUACGAGCUGUACAAAAAGAAUCCGGAAGUUUGACGCCGCAGUUUCAUGACAUUUUCAGGGCGAUAUAUAUAUAUAUAUAUUUUUUUUUUUAAUUUAUAGCCAGGUUAGGAAAAUGAGAACAGUUGCUCCUUGCCGACCUGGUGGCAAUUUAAUCAAAACUUUUGAUUGUCAUGGGAAUUGUCACUGAAAUGAAAACAUAAUUAGAUUUCGAGGGGUUUAUUCAUUCAAUCUGUUGAUAAUUUUGUCUGUUAUGAUAUGGUACGAUGGAAACAAAUUAAGUACACAAUAUGUUUUUUGCAGUGUAUACAAAACAAUAAAUUGAUGAAUAAAUUCCUUUUUAUUUUUACAGUAUAGUCAUAAUGAUCAAUUUUGUGGCUGCACUUCUAAAUCAAACCAGUUUGUUCCCUGAGAAGAAAUGUCGCUAACAUUUUUUAAAAGGUCUUAACCGCUAAAUUGAAUUGGAAUAAAAUAUGUUUCUUAAUUGGAAUAGUAACAUAUUUUCAUUACAUAGAUGCGUAUGAGCUAUAAUAUCUUAUUUGGGGGUAUCAAAGUGUUGUUAUACAUGGGAGACUCCAUGAAUACACAAAUUGACUAUUUUUUAACCGGCUCAGUGGCCAACAUCUUACAGCAAACACGUGGAACAUUUCCAAGGAUCAGUUACAUAUUUUAUUUCCUGCUAAUGUUCGUUGAAAACGCAAAUUCAUGCCAGAAUCAACAUUUCAAAGCGAAGUUUGAAUUAAAAAAAAAAUGGUCAAAACUUAAUUACAAGACAUCGCUAGCUGUCGUUUUGGCUAG
Molecule: messenger RNA, 2846 nt
Organism: Syngnathoides biaculeatus (alligator pipefish)
Lineage: Eukaryota; Metazoa; Chordata; Actinopteri; Syngnathiformes; Syngnathidae
Gene: ndufaf1
Product: NADH:ubiquinone oxidoreductase complex assembly factor 1
Exons: 4
Coding region: 1194-2084 (296 amino acids)
Biological process (GO): mitochondrial electron transport, NADH to ubiquinone; mitochondrial respiratory chain complex I assembly
Cellular component (GO): mitochondrion
Source: RefSeq, a predicted model, not a curated record